AUGCCGUGGCGCCUAGCGAGGCAGACCGAGACCCCCACGCGGUGGGGCUCGUCGGAGGGCGGUGACCCGGGGGCGGACGGCGGCGCGGAGGCGCGGAGCGUGCGGUGCGAGUGCUGCGGGAUGGCGGAGGAUUGCACGCCCACGUACAUCGGGCGCGUCCGGGAGCGGUUCCAGGGGAAGUGGGUGUGCGGGCUGUGCGCCGCGGCCGUCACGGAGCGGCAGGCGCGGGAGCCCGCGCUGUCCGUGGCCGGCGCCGUGGAGGCGCACGCGGCCAUGUGCGAGCGCUUCAACUCCACCGUCCGCCUCAACCCCAAGCUGUCCCUCGCCAGCUCCAUGCGCGACAUCGCGCGCAAGAGCGGCCAGCACCGGAGGAGGAGCAUGGACGGCGCCGCCGCCACGCCGUCCGCAUGCGGCGGCGACAAGCUGGCCCGCGCAGCCAGCUGCGCGCUGCCCUUCGUGUGA
Panicum hallii is the source of this 462-nucleotide messenger RNA. RefSeq lists its product as uncharacterized. Lineage: Eukaryota; Viridiplantae; Streptophyta; Magnoliopsida; Poales; Poaceae. The transcript is spliced from 2 exons. Bases 1 to 462 code for a protein of 153 amino acids. The record is from RefSeq and is a predicted model, not a curated record.